Salvelinus sp. IW2-2015 is the source of this 5828-nucleotide messenger RNA. NCBI's taxonomy places the organism in Eukaryota, Metazoa, Chordata, Actinopteri, Salmoniformes, Salmonidae. The record is from RefSeq and is a predicted model, not a curated record.
AUGACUGGCCUGCUAUUGCGCUGGCUCUUUUGGGAUCUAGUGAAGGAAUUUGUGACCACAGCUGUUGACAAUGCAAGGAAAGGGCUAACAAAGCCCCAUAAGAAGGAGCUGUUGAUUGACUCUCCCCAGCAGUACAAGAGUUUGGCUGGAGCCGAGGUGGAGGCAGUCCGCAGUGGUGUGGACACCGGGAGUAUUGCAGUCUCGCCCAACAGCAACCUUUCCAUGGCUGUGUCGUUCCUCCACCAUCCACUCUCCUCAGGGAGGGAGGGAGCCCCAUGGCUGGGCUGGGUGGCUGAGAACCAGGCUGAGGCCCUGGGUGUGUCUGUCUGUAUGUGGUUCCCUGGCCCUGGCCUGGAGCUCAACAAUAUUUCGACUCAGAGACGCCAAGGAAGAACUGUCUACCCCACAGUGCCUGAGAARGCCGAGAAGGAGGCGCAGAGUCUGUUUGUCCAAGAGUGCAUCAAGACCUACAACACUGACUGGCAUGUCGUUAAUUACAAGUAUGAGGACUACUCUGGGGACUUUCGGCAGCUUCCAAACAAAGUGUCCAGACCAGACAAACUGGCUGUCCACGUUUUUGAGGUUGAUGAAGAUGUCGAUAAAGAUGAGGACACAACCUCCCUAGGUUCCCAGAAAGGAGGGAUCACCAAGCAUGGCUGGCUGUACAAAGGCAACAUGAACAGUGCCAUCAGUGUCACCAUGAGGUCUUUCAAGAGGAGGUAUUUCCACCUAACCCAGCUGGGUGAUGGCUCUUACAACCUGAACUUCUACAAGGAUGAGAAGAUCUCCAAAGAACCCAAAGGAACCAUCUUCCUGGACUCAUGUAUGGGAGUUGUUCAGGUGAUAUUCGAGGGAGAGAUGGAAGACUGGAUCGGCACUCUCAACAAGAUCCUCCACAGCAGCUUUGAGAUCGCCAUGCAGGAGAAGAGGAACGGGGACAUCCACGAUGAUGACGAGCCGGGAAAGGCAGACAGUUCGUUGGGGAGUAUGGACAGCUUUCAGAAACUUGACUUCUCAGGAAUUGAGCCAGAUAUAAAGCAAUAUGAAGAAAAGUUUGGCAAGCGCAUUUUGGUCAAUUGCAAUGACCUGGCCUURAACCUGCAGAGCUGUGUAGAGGAGAAUGACGAGGGACCAACAACAAACACUUUUGAUAGCAGUGAGAAGACGAACAUCUACUUUGAGGUGGAGGAGUUUGUUCCCUACAUAGCCAAGUGCUCCCAGCCGUUCACCAUCUACAACAAUCACCUCUAUGUCUACCCCAGGCACCUGAAGUACGACAGCCAAAAAUCCUUCGCAAAGGCUKGAAACAUAGCUGUCUGCAUCGAGUUCAAGGACUCUGACGAAGAGGAGGCUGUUUCGCUCAAGACUUUUGAUAGCAGUGAGAAGACGAACAUCUACUUUGAGGUGGAGGAGUUUGUUCCCUACAUAGCCAAGUGCUCCCAGCCGUUCACCAUCUACAACAAUCACCUCUAUGUCUACCCCAGGCACCUGAAGUACGACAGCCAAAAAUCCUUCGCAAAGGCUCGAAACAUAGCUGUCUGCAUCGAGUUCAAGGACUCUGACGAAGAGGAGGCUGUUUUGCUCAAGUUUAGAAUUGAGCUUCCCACUCAGCUCAAUGAGAAGCACCAUCUGCUCUUCACCUUCUUCACGUCGCUUGGGUUACGCCUGGCUCCUCUGCUGAAGGAUGGCAGGGUGAUCAUGAAUGAGAGUCACGUCCCGGUGGCUGCCAACCUGCCUGGCUACCUCAGCUGUCAAGAGGUUGUCAGCAAGCAGCAUCCUGAAAUCAAAUGGGUGGAUGGAGGCAAGCCUUUGUUCAAGGUGUCCACUCACCUUGUCUCCACUGUGUACACUCAGGAUCAACAUUUGCACCAUUUCUUUGCCCACUGUCAGAGCYCAGAGUCUGCAGCCCAGGUGACAGGAGGACAGCUGGUCAAGUAUCUGAAGAGUCUACACGCUAUGGAGAGUUCUGUGAUGAUACACUUCCUGCCCACCACUCUCAACCAGCUCUUCCGUGUGUUGACCAGUGCCACCCAUGAGGAGGUGGCUGUCAACGUCACCAAAGUCAUGAUUCACAUUGUUUCCCAGUGCCACGAAGAGGGGCUGGAACACUACCUACGAUCAUAUGUCAAGUAUGUGUUUAAGACCGAGCCAUACACAUCCUCUACCACGAGAACAGUUCACGAGGAGCUGGCCAAAGCCAUGACUGCAAUUCUAAAGCCUUCCACAGACUUCCUCACRAGCAACAAAUUGCUCAAGUACUCGUGGUAUUUCUUCGAAGCCUUAGUGAAGUCCAUGGCACAGUACUUGAUUGAGAGCAGUAAAGUGAGGCUGUCCAGGAACCAGCGUUUCUCGCGGUUCCACCACACGUGGAGACCCUGGCUUGUCUUCAAGCAGAUCAACCACUACAUCCACUGCUUUGUCCUGGAGAACCCCAGCGACCUCCAGUUGGACUACUCGCUGACAGACGACUUCUGUAAGAACCACUUCCUGGUUGGGCUGCUGCUGCGGGAGGUGGGCGGGGCCUUGCAGGAGUUCCGGGAGAUCCGUCAGAUAUCCAUCCACGUGCUCAAGAACCUGAUGGUCAAGCACACCUUUGACGAGCGCUACACCUCCAAGAGUCAGCAGGCUAGGUUGGCCACCCUUUACUUGCCCCUGUUCGGUCUGCUCCAGGAGAAUGGAAGAGAUGAUCCACUCUUGGGCAACACCGUGAUAAUGACGCCUCCGAGGUCCAGUACUUUUUUCGACAACAGUUUGCACAAGGAUUUGUUUGGAGUCAUCUCUGGCACCGCCUCCCCUCAUGCAUCCUCUACCCCCAACGUUAACUCUGUCCGCCACGCUGACUCCCGGGGCUCCCUAAUCAGCACUGACUCUGGAUACAGCCUUCAUGAGAAGAGCAACGAUAAGAACAACUCUCUGGACAAGAGCCAGCCAGCGUCAGCUCUGAGCGGCAGCCUGCUGCGUUGUGACAAGCUGGACCAGGCUGAGAUCAAGAGCCUGCUCAUGUGCUUCCUCCACGUCCUCAAGAACAUGUCUGAGGAUGCUCUGUUUACCUAUUGGAACAAGGCCUCGUCUACUGAGCUCAUGGACUUCUUCACUCUAGUAGAAGUGUGUCUCCAUCAAUUCAGAUAUAUAGGAAAGAGAUGCAUCGCAAGGGCGGGAAUGAUACAUGCCCGCUUACAGCAACUCAACAGCCUGGAUAACUCAUACACUUUUAACCACACCUAUAGCCAKUCUGAUGCUGACGUGCUGAACCAAUCGGUUCUGGAGGCUAACAUCGCCACGGAGGUCUGCCUCACCGUGCUGGACACGCUCAGCAUCUUCAUCGUGGGAUUCAAGACCCAGCUCUGUUCGGACCAUGGCCACAACCCGCUCAUGAAGAAGGUGUUUGAGGUGCACCUCUGCUUCCUACAAAUCAACCAAUCAGAGACGGCCCUCAAGCAGGURUUCACCUCGCUGCGCACCUUCAUCUACAAGUUCCCCUGCACCUUCUUCGAGGGCCGAGCGGACAUGUGUGCUUCGUUCUGCUACGAGAUCCUGAAGUGCUGCAACUCCAAGCUGAGCUCCAUCCGCAGCGACGCCGCCCACCUCCUCUACUUCCUCAUGAAGAGUAACUUUGACUACACAGGACGCAAGUCCUUCGUCCGCACUCACCUACAGGUGGUGAUCGCUGUCAGUCAGCUGAUUGCUGACGUCAUCGGUAUCGGAGGAACCCGCUUCCAGCAGUCCCUGUCCAUCAUCAACAACUGUGCCAACAGUGACAAGACAAUCAAGAACACCGCCUUCCCAUCAGAUGUGAAGGACCUGAAACGGAUCAGGACGGUCCUGAUGGCCACGGCUCAGAUGAAGGAGCAUGAGAGGGACCCGGAGAUGCUGGUGGAUCUGCAGUACAGCCUAGCCAAGUCCUACGCGCAACAGCCGAGCUCCGCAGACCUGGCUGGACAGCAUGGCCCGCAUCCAUGUGAAAAUGGAAGACCUGUCGAGGUCUGUACCAGGCUAGGGUUAAGGCUAGGGUCGAGCGUGAAGAAUGGAGCACUGUCCGAGGUCGGUACGCAGGCUCGGGUUCAGGCUAGGGGUCAGAGUGUGAAAAAUGGAGACCUGUCGAGUUCGGGUCAGAGUGUGAAGAAUGGAGACCUGUCCGAGGCAGCCAUGUGUUAUGUGCACGUGGCAGCCCUGGUGGCCGAGUAUCUCCGGAGGAAAGGCAUGUUCAAGCAGGGCUGCUUAGCCUUCCGAGUGGUCACCCCCAACAUUGAUGAGGAGGUAUCCAUGAUGGAGGAUGUGGGCAUGCAGGAUGUCCACUUCAACGAGGAUGUCCUGAUGGAGCUGUUGGAGGAGUGUGCUGACGGCCUGUGGAAGGCUGAGCGCUAUGAGCUCAUCUCAGACGUCUACAAGCUCAUCAUCCCCAUCUAUGAACAGGGGAGGGAUUUUGAGAAACUGUCUCACCUGUAUGACACACUCCAUCGGGCCUACAUCAAAGUGACAGAGGUCAUGCACACGGGCAAGAGGCUGCUGGGAACCUACUUCAGAGUGGCUUUCUUUGGCCAGGCAGCGCAGUACCAGUUUACUGACUCUGAGACUGAGGGAUUCUUUGAGGAUGAAGAUGGUAAGGAGUACAUCUACAAAGAACCCAAAUUCACCCCACUGUCAGAGAUAUCUCAGAGGCUACUCAAGCUCUACUCUGACAAGUUCGGCCCGGAGAAUGUCAAGAUGAUUCAGGACUCUGGGAGGAUCAACCCUAAAGAUCUGGACUCUAAGUACGCCUACAUCCAGGUGACCCACGUUACCCCGUUCCUGGAAGAGAAGGAGCUGAUGGACAGGAAGACAGACUUUGAGAAGAGCCACAACAUCCGGCGCUUUGACUUCGAGAUGCCCUUCACCGUGUCGGGGAAGAAGCAGGGAGGGGUGGAGGAGCAGUACAAACGCAGGACCAUCCUGACCAGUNNNCACUGUUUCCCCUAUGUGAAGAAGCGUAUUGCGGUGAUGUACCAGCACCACACAGACCUGAACCCCAUAGAGGUGGCUAUAGAUGAGAUGAGCAAGAGGUUGACCGAGCUAAGACAGCUAGUUGCCACCAGCGAGGUGGACAUGAUCCGCCUGCAGCUCAAACUACAAGGCAGCAUUAGUGUCCAGGUAAAUGCUGGUCCCCUCGCAUAUGCCCGAGCUUUCCUGGAUGAUGCCAGCACCAAGAAGUACCCUGACAACAAGGUCAAACAACUUAAAGAGGUCUUCAGGCAGUUUGUGGAGGCGUGUGGCCAUGGCCUGGGCAUCAACGAGCGGCUGAUUAAAGAGGACCAGCAGGAGUACCAUGACGAGAUGAAGGCCAACUACAGAGACCUGGCCAGAGAGCUGUCUGACAUCAUGCACGAGCCAAUCAUUCCAGUGGAGGAUGGCAUGAAGAGCGUUCUUCCAGACUCACUGCACAUCUUCAACGUCAUCAGUGGUACCCCCAGCGGUGCCACCAUCGUGGGCAUGCCCAACUCCUCCUCUGUGGUGUGAGACCCACCGGGAUUGGCUGACUCCUGACUUCAACGCUCUGUGCCAGCMCUGCCAUGAGUGGCCAUUCCUGCUUUUCUGUUCUCCUUAUCAUCAAGUUUGCUUCUGGCUAAACUGAGACAAUAUUGAUGUUCUGUUAAUUUUCUCUCACACCUUCUCUGGCUUGUCCAAUGGGCCAGGACAAAGGACUGUGUUACACUGUUGUAUAGAGUACAGUCACUCUGUGGAGGAUGGGACCAGGGACAUUCAUCCAUGAGGAUUGAUUGAAUACAUAAUUUAAACAUUCACAGUGUAGGUUGGAAAAAGUAUGUGAACCCCUAGGCUAAUGACUUCUCCAA